Messenger RNA from Chrysochloris asiatica (Cape golden mole), 1260 nucleotides. RefSeq names its product potassium inwardly-rectifying channel, subfamily J, member 16 (gene KCNJ16). The record is from RefSeq and is a predicted model, not a curated record. The coding region runs from base 1 to 1260 and encodes 419 amino acids. Gene Ontology annotation, molecular function: inward rectifier potassium channel activity. The transcript has a single exon. Gene Ontology annotation, cellular component: plasma membrane. Lineage: Eukaryota; Metazoa; Chordata; Mammalia; Afrosoricida; Chrysochloridae. Gene Ontology annotation, biological process: potassium ion import across plasma membrane; regulation of monoatomic ion transmembrane transport.
AUGAGCUAUUCCGGCAACAGCUAUCGGAUUGUAAAUGUGGACCCUAAGUAUCCAAUCUAUCCCCCAGAGCAUAUUAUAGCGGAGAAAAGACGAGCAAGGAGACGUCUACUCCACAAAGAUGGCAGCUGUAAUGUGUAUUUCAAGCACAUUUUUGGAGAAUGGGGGAGCUACGUGGUCGACAUCUUCACCACUCUUGUCGACACCAAGUGGCGCCAUAUGUUUGUGAUCUUUUCUUUGUCUUAUAUUCUCUCCUGGUUGAUUUUUGGCACUGUCUUUUGGCUGAUAGCCUUUCAUCAUGGAGAUCUGUUGAAUGACCCAGACACCGUACCUUGCGUGGACAAUGUCCAUACAUUCACAGGCGCGUUUUUAUUCUCCCUGGAGACGCAGACCACCAUCGGUUACGGCUACCGCUGUGUCACUGAGGAAUGUUCUGUGGCAGUGCUGACGGUAAUCCUUCAGUCCAUUUUAAGCUGCAUCAUAAAUACCUUCAUCAUUGGAGCCGCCUUAGCCAAAAUGGCAACUGCUCGGAAGAGAGCCCAGACCAUUCGGUUUAGCUAUUUUGCGCUCAUAGGCAUGAGAGAUGGGAAACUUUGUCUCAUGUGGCGCAUUGGUGAUUUCCGGCCAAACCACGUGGUAGAAGGAACAGUCAGAGCUCAACUUCUCCGGUACACAGAAGACAGUGAAGGGCGGAUGACGAUGGCAUUUAAAGACCUCAAGUUAGUAAAUGAUCAGAUCAUUCUUGUUACUCCAGUAACCAUUGUUCAUGAAAUUGACCACGAGAGCCCUCUUUAUGCCCUGGACCGCAAAGCCGUAGCCAAAGAUAACUUUGAGAUAUUGGUAACAUUUAUCUAUACUGGAGAUUCCACCGGGACAUCUCAUCAAUCCAGAAGUUCUUAUGUCCCUCGAGAAAUUCUCUGGGGGCACAGGUUUAACGACGUCUUGGAAGUUAAGAGAAAGUAUUACAAAGUGAACUGCUUACAGUUUGAGGGAAGUGUUGAAGUCUACGCCCCCUUUUGCAGCGCCAAACAAUUGGACUGGAAAGAUCAGCAGCUCCACAACGUGGAUAAAGUAGCAGCAUUAAGAGCAUCCAGCGCUUCAGACACCAAGGUCAGGCGAAGGUCAUUUAGUGCGGUGGCCAUUGUUAGCAGUUGUGAAAAUCCUGAAGAGACCACUAGCUCCACCAGGGAAGAUUAUAAGGAGGUGCCUUAUCAGAAAGCCCUCCUAACAGUAAAUAGGAUCUCUGUAGAAUCCCAAAUGUAG